Messenger RNA from Desarmillaria tabescens, 4040 nucleotides. RefSeq names its product two-component histidine kinase Le.nik1-like protein. The transcript is spliced from 16 exons. Gene Ontology annotation, biological process: cellular hyperosmotic response; phosphorylation; phosphorelay signal transduction system. Gene Ontology annotation, molecular function: phosphorelay sensor kinase activity. Bases 72 to 3962 code for a protein of 1296 amino acids. The record is from RefSeq and is a predicted model, not a curated record. Lineage: Eukaryota; Fungi; Basidiomycota; Agaricomycetes; Agaricales; Physalacriaceae. Gene Ontology annotation, cellular component: membrane.
ACGGCUCUGCCUUCAACCACCAUUAUCUCUCCGUCUUCGCCUUGCCUCAGUGCUCGUCGACGUUCUCGACGAUGGCGACCCCAGAUCCCUUUAGAUCCCACCUUAUUGCCCUUCUCUCUGUCUAUUCUCUUGGUCUAUCCACCGCCCCGCUUCCCAAGUACAAUGGGCCUACUGACUGGCAAACCGACUCUAUUUUACGCUCCUUAGCAGACUUUUCGUCGCGCAUGUAUGCUGCAGAGAAGGCUAUCCACGGUGUCGACAAGCAGGAACGCCAGAAAUGUGAUCCCAAGCGGUCGACGUCUUCCCCGGAAACAGACCCAUCCAAAGCACGCUCCUUAGCUCCAACAUCCAUCAACCUUGGUGAUCUUCGGACUCCACAUGACCCCUCCUCGUUUUUUAACGACGACUUUCUGGGUCCUCCUGUCGAGGCAGCUGCUACCUCCUCUGCUCCGCCUACUUCUUCUCCGGAGUACAUAUCGUGUCCGAGAUGUGGUACUCGAACCACUGAUCCUCGCACGAUACACAAGAUAUCCUCUUUUUCGACACGUAUAUCCUCUGGAUCCCCUUCGGUCGUCACAAUCGGAGGACCUUUGGAUAUUGCGGCUAGAGUGAGCGGGAUGAGCGCAGUCGAAGAGCUGAAGCUCCUCAAAGAUCAAGUCCAGGACGUUGCUCGCGUCUGUAAUGCUGUCGCCAACGGAGAUCUCAGUCAGAAAAUCACUGUCGAGGUUCGAGGAGAAGUCAUGGUAAAACUUAAAGACGCUAUCAAUACCAUGGUUGAGAAACUAGGUCAAUUCGCAAAGGAAGUUACCCGCGUCUCUCAGGAGGUCGGAACAGAAGGGAAACUCGGUGGCCAAGCUUUCGUUCCAGGGGUCGAAGGCACAUGGCAGGAGCUUACGGACGUCGUUAAUGUCCUCGCCGGUAACCUCACCAGCCAAGUCCGGUCCAUUGCUCAAGUCACUAAAGCCGUCGCUGUUGGAGAUCUAUCGAAACAGAUCGAAGUCGACGCGAGGGGCGAGAUUCUGGAUCUCAAGAACACUGUCAACGGAAUGGUCGUUAGACUCCGUGCAUUAGCUGCGGAGGUCACGAGGGUCACGCUAGAAGUCGGAAGUCAGGGAAAACUCGGUGGGCAGGCUAAUGUUCCGGAUGUAGAAGGGGUUUGGUUCGAGCUCGUGAAGAAUGUUAACCGCAUGUGCUCGUCGUUGACGGAUCAAGUGCGGUCGAUCGCUUCAGUCACGACCGCCGUUGCAGAGGGCGACCUGACGAGGAAGGUCGAGAUCGAGGUUGAAGGUGAAAUGCAGCAGUUGAAGACGACGGUCAAUUCCAUGGGUAUACUGGGUGGUCAAGCAACGGUUGAAGGUGUCAAGGGAACGUGGGCGGACUUGACGAAGAACGUGAACAAAAUGGCAACCAACUUGACAGACCAGGUUCGGUCAAUAUCCAAAGUCACAAAAGCCGUGGCUAUGGGAAAUUUGACUCAACUCGUUGAUGUUAAUGCUCAAGGUGAAAUGUUAGAUCUCAAAAUCACGGUCAAUAGAAUGGUGGAGGCCCUCAGCGUCUUCGCAAGCGAAGUUACCCGUGUUAGUUUGGAGGUUGGCACGGAGGGGAAAUUGGGUGGCCAGGCUGAUGUUCCCAACGUCGUCGGGACCUGGAAGGCUCUAACAGAUAAUGUGAACUUGAUGGCGAUGAAUCUCACAAAUCAGGUACGGUCGAUUGCUGCAGUGACCAAAGCUGUGGCUGGUGGCGACCUAUCGAAGCGCGUGGAGAUUGAUGUGAAGGGAGAGUUCCUAGAACUAAAGGAAACCGUAAAUCAAAUGACCUCAUCAUUGAGUGUUUUUGCGGAUGAGGUUACCAGAGUAGCCAGGGAGGUUGGUACUGAAGGCAGGUUGGGUGGUCAAGCUCAAGUGAAGAAUGUUGCCGGAACAUGGAAAGCUUUGACGGACAAUGUCAAUGUUAUGGCUAGUAACUCAGCUGUGGCACACGGUGAUCUGACGCAAAAGAUUGUGGGCCUGUCCGUUUCUGGAGAGAUGUUAGAGUUGGUCGAGACGAUCAAUAAGAUGAUCGACCAGCUGGAUAUCUUUGCCGUCGAGGUUAAGAAGGUAGCUCGAGAAGUGGGGACAGAAGGUAAACUGGGUGGUGUUGCAGAUGUGGGAAAUGUUCAAGGUAUCUGGCAAGAGAUAACGCUUUCUGUGAAUGCCAUGGCAGGAAAUUUGACAACCCAAGUCCGUGGGUUUGCCCAGAUCUCGGCUGCUGCAAUGGAUGGCGACUUCACUCGGUUCAUCACCGUCGAAGCAAGUGGCGAAAUGGACUCGUUGAAGUCGCACAUUAACAGCAUGGUGUUCAACUUGCGGGAUAGCAUUCAAAAGAAUACUGCCGCGAGGGAGGCUGCCGAGUUGGCCAACAGAAGUAAGAGUGAGUUCUUGGCGAAUAUGUCGCAUGAGAUCCGAACGCCUAUGAACGGUAUCAUUGGAAUGACCGAACUGACCUUGGAUAGUGAUCUCAACCGAUCGCAGAGAGAGAGUCUCCUUCUUGUCCACAGUCUUGCGCGAUCACUACUAUUAAUCAUUGAUGAUAUUCUGGACAUCUCAAAGAUCGAGGCUGGACGGAUGACAAUGGAAGCCGUUUCAUUUUCCCUACGCCACACAGUUUUCGGAAUGCUCAAGACGUUAGUCGCACGUGCGUCGCAGAACAAUCUGGACCUAACUUUCGACAUUGCACCCGACAUCCCCGAUCAUCUCAUUGGCGAUUCAUUACGGUUGCGCCAGGUGAUAACGAACCUUGUUGGUAAUGCGAUCAAAUUUACGCCUCCGAAAAUUUCCCGCAAAGGACUUGUUGCAUUGAGCGCACGACUGGUGGCGUUGGACGACCACAACGUAACGCUCGAGUUUUGUGUCACCGACACGGGGAUUGGUAUUCCCAGGGCCAAAUUGAAUAUGAUCUUUGAUACGUUCUGUCAAGCGGAUGGAUCUACUACCAGGGAAUACGGCGGAACUGGACUUGGGUUAUCAAUAUCGAAGCGCUUAGUGUCACUGAUGCAAGGUAAUAUGUGGGUCGAGAGCGAAAUAGGCAAGGGGAGCAAGUUUUUCUUCACAAUCAGCUCUCGGAUAAGUCAUGUGUCAAUGGAAAAUAUCAUGACUAAGAUGACGCCGUUCACGAACCGGACAAUAUUGUUUGUCGAUACUCUGGGCGACAAGACCGGAGUAGUGGAUCGAAUAGCGCAACUUGGUCUGAAACCCCAUGUUGUACACUCAGUGACCGAAGUUGCCAACGAAUCACAAUGUCCGCAUAUCGAUACGGUUGUCGUGGAUUCUCUUACUGUGACCGAGAAUAUCCGCGAACUGGAUCACUUCAGAUAUGUACCCAUCGUGUUGCUUGCGCCUUCCGUGUCUCGACUCAAUUUGAAAUGGUGCUUGGACAAUAGCAUCACAGCACAGCUAACGACGCCGGUAACGCCCCAAGACCUUUCAUUUGCGUUAAUAGCUGCGCUGGAGUCCAACACAGUGAACCCUGUGACUGUGCAGAGCGACCUACGUUACGAUAUCCUGCUCGCAGAGGAUAAUUUAGUGAACCAGAAACUAGCGGUGAAGAUUUUGGAAAAAUACGGGCAUUCUGUUGCAAUUGCGGAGAAUGGAAACCAGGCUGUUGAGUUGUACAAGAACAGCGUGCUUCAAAACAAGCCGUUUGAUAUAAUACUGAUGGAUGUGUCUAUGCCGUUUAUGGGUGGAAUGGAAGCGACAGAAAUCAUUCGCUCGUAUGAGUUACUAACCGGACUGUCGCGGAUACCGAUUAUAGCGCUGACGGCGCACGCUAUGAUUGGUGACCGUGAGCGAUGCCUGCAGGCAGGCAUGGACGACCAUAUUACCAAACCACUUCGUCGAGGAGAUUUGCUCAACGCGAUACAUAAGCUUGCGUCUGAAAAGAAUCCCUCUCGUAAUUUGCUACGGCGCGCACCCGCCUCGAUAUGAGCAACGCGUGCUUCAUACCCGAUUUAAAGAAUAACAUCAGCUGUACCGGAUAUUGUUCAUGAUUUUGCUGUGUGCAUG